Gorilla gorilla gorilla (western lowland gorilla) is the source of this 4896-nucleotide messenger RNA. RefSeq names its product VPS33A core subunit of CORVET and HOPS complexes (gene VPS33A). Gene Ontology annotation, biological process: vesicle-mediated transport. NCBI's taxonomy places the organism in Eukaryota, Metazoa, Chordata, Mammalia, Primates, Hominidae. The record is from RefSeq and is a predicted model, not a curated record. The transcript is spliced from 13 exons. Bases 457 to 2214 code for a protein of 585 amino acids.
GCGCUGCCGCACCGGUCACGUGGACGUUUGGUCAUGUGACUGCGUCCGUGGGCCUCCCGUUGGAACCGGCGGACGCUGUUGGCGUUGUGGGGCAGGGGGUGGUGGGGCAAGAUGGCGGCUCACCUGUCCUACGGACGAGUGAACCUAAACGUGUUGCGCGAGGCGGUGCGUCGCGAGCUGCGCGAGUUCCUGGACAAGUGCGCAGGAAGCAAGGUGAGGGGCGGGAGGCAGCGACACCGCCCUCGCCUCCCCUGGUCCGGCCUGGAUUAAUCCGUUCCCUGACCGCCUGAGUUCGCGGUUUACGAGGUCCCCGGGGCUUCCAAGGAGGCGAGCCUCAGGGCCCUUUUACCUGCACCCCUGUGCAGGCGGCAGCGAUGAAGGUGGGGAGCCUGGGCGUACAGCCUGGAGCCGGAGUGGCACCGCGACUGUUUUGUGAGAGCAGAGUAAGCCACUGUGAUGGCCCGGCAGCUGAUGAGCUGGUUUACGUCAGGUGUUUCCUCCGCUACCUGCCGAGGCACCGGACGGGCAAUAGUUUGGGAUGAAUACCUAACUGGACCCUUUGGCCUGAUUGCACAGUAUUCACUAUUGAAGGAACAUGAAGUGGAAAAAAUGUUCACACUUAAAGGAAAUCGUUUGCCGGCAGCUGAUGUGAAGAAUAUAAUUUUUUUUGUCAGACCCAGGCUAGAGUUGAUGGAUAUAAUUGCUGAAAACGUGCUCAGUGAAGAUAGACGAGGCCCAACGAGAGAUUUUCAUAUUCUGUUUGUGCCACGCCGUAGCCUGUUGUGUGAACAGCGGUUGAAGGAUCUGGGUGUCUUGGGAUCCUUUAUUCACAGGGAGGAGUACAGCUUAGAUCUCAUUCCAUUCGAUGGGGAUCUCUUAUCCAUGGAAUCAGAGGGUGCAUUCAAAGAGUGCUACCUGGAGGGUGACCAGACGAGCCUGUACCACGCAGCCAAGGGGCUGAUGACCCUGCAAGCUCUGUACGGAACGAUCCCCCAGAUCUUUGGGAAAGGAGAAUGCGCUCGGCAAGUGGCCAAUAUGAUGAUCAGGAUGAAGAGAGAGUUUACAGGAAGCCAGAAUUCAAUAUUUCCUGUUUUUGAUAAUCUCUUGUUGCUUGAUCGGAAUGUGGAUUUAUUAACACCUCUUGCCACUCAGCUGACAUAUGAAGGACUCAUUGAUGAAAUUUAUGGCAUUCAGAACAGUUAUGUGAAAUUACCUCCAGAGAAAUUUGCACCUAAGAAACAGGGCGAUGGUGGUAAGGACCUCCCCACGGAAGCAAAGAAGCUGCAGCUGAAUUCUGCAGAGGAGCUCUAUGCUGAGAUCCGAGAUAAGAACUUCAACGCUGUGGGCUCUGUGCUCAGCAAGAAAGCAAAGAUCAUCUCUGCAGCAUUCGAGGAAAGACACAAUGCUAAGACCGUGGGGGAGAUCAAGCAGUUUGUUUCCCAGUUGCCCCACAUGCAGGCAGCAAGGGGCUCGCUUGCAAACCAUACCUCAAUUGCAGAAUUGAUCAAAGAUGUCACUACUUCUGAAGACUUCUUUGAUAAAUUAACCGUGGAACAGGAGUUUAUGUCUGGAAUAGACACUGAUAAGGUCAACAAUUACAUUGAGGAUUGUAUCGCCCAAAAGCACUCGUUGAUCAAGGUGUUAAGACUAGUUUGCCUCCAAUCCGUGUGUAAUAGUGGGCUCAAACAAAAAGUUUUGGAUUAUUACAAAAGAGAGAUUCUCCAGACGUACGGCUAUGAGCACAUAUUGACCUUACACAACCUGGAGAAGGCCGGCCUGCUGAAACCGCAGACGGGGGGCAGAAACAAUUACCCAACUAUACGGAAAACAUUACGCCUCUGGAUGGAUGAUGUUAACGAGCAAAACCCCACGGACAUAUCCUAUGUGUACAGUGGGUAUGCCCCGCUCAGUGUGCGGCUGGCCCAGCUGCUUUCCCGGCCUGGCUGGCGGAGCAUCGAGGAGGUCCUCCGCAUCCUCCCAGGGCCCCACUUUGAGGAGCGGCAGCCACUGCCCACAGGACUGCAGAAGAAACGUCAACCGGGAGAAAACCGAGUGACUCUGAUAUUUUUCCUUGGGGGCGUAACCUUCGCUGAAAUUGCUGCCCUGCGAUUUCUCUCCCAGUUGGAAGAUGGAGGUACAGAAUAUGUCAUUGCCACCACUAAACUAAUGAAUGGAACCAGUUGGAUAGAGGCUCUGAUGGAAAAACCUUUCUAGGAUGUUCAGAGGAGACUUAACAAGUGUACUGCAGAAUAAACUGCCUCUUUGAAGAAGUUGCUGAAAGGAAGUAAAACCCCAUAGAAGAAACAUGGGAAUACAGAAUAUAUUCUGGGGUCAGCUUCUUAAAUUAUACUACUGUUUACUGCUUUCUCCAUCUCUUUUGUAUUCCUUUUUUUUUUUUCCUUUGAGACGGAGUCUUGCUCUGUCAUCCAGACUAGAGUGCAGUGGCACAGUCUCACCUCACUGCAACCUCCACCUCCUAGGUUCAAGCAAUUCUCCUGCCUCAGCCUCCUGAGUAGCUGGGACUACAGGCAUGCACCACCACACCCGGCUAAUUUUUGUAUUUUUAGUAGCCAUGGUGUUUCACCAUGUUGGCCAGGCUGGUCUCAAACUCCUGACCUCAGGUGAUCCACCUGCCUCGGCCUCCCACAGUGCUGGGAUUACAGGCCUGAGCCACCGUGCCUGGCCCCUAAUCUGCUGAAGAAAGAAGAAUAGAAGAAAAUCAACCUGAGUAAAAGCAGCACUGGUUUUGAGUUUUCUAAGCUCAGGGUCUUCAUUAGAGACCUCUGGAAAUACAUUAAGGAUGGUGGGGGUAGAUAAUCCAUUCAGCCAGACAAACGGGGCCAGCUCUUAAAAUAAGAAAGCUGAGACUGAGGAGGUGAAACUGAAAAUAAAAAGAGAAAGUUCAUCCUCUAAUCCCCAGUGCUGUAUUUCUUCAAGGCGCAUCAGGCCUAGGACAGUGGUUAAGUGUUGGGAGCUGGAGAUCAUUUUAUCACUGAGUUGAGAUUUCUUUUUCCUGCAGAGUAUGGGAGAUUAUAUUUAGGGUCAUCAGUCACUGUCGCAACUGAUCACUAAGGCAAGUUUGCUUCCUUCUACUUCUUACAAAGCAAGAGGUUUAGGGGAGCUUCUUGCCCAGAAACAAAGUUUAUGCUCUAUGUGAUCAGCUACAUCUCUUUAGGUUCCAUACUUAUCAGGGGCUUUUGACAUGGAAGAAUGUGAUAACUGGGGAGCAGCCUUCUGAGAAUUCAGCCUUUGAAGUAAUUCAAAGACAGUUUCUUAGCACACACGUUAACUCCAGACACAGCAGUGGUGGGUGCCUCCAUUGAGGUUUCCAUUUUCUCUUCUGUCCAUCAAGGGCCCAACAUCCAACUGGUCCCACAGUGAGCAGGGGCAACUCUUUUUUCUUCAGCAUCUGGCCACUUCGUUUCCAUGGUAACUGCCACGUGUACUUUUCUAGCAGUCUGUGGCCACUCCGUACUCAGCUGAAAACACUGUUUCAGCCCCCUCUCUGGUGACCUCAGCCUUCUCCAGGUGUAUCUCUUGAUGAUCUUGGAGACCAGCAGCCACAGCUGCUGCUACUCCUGCAGGAGACUGUCAGGCUGUGGUGGGGGGCAGGGGUGUUGGAGGAGAAGUUGAAAAUCCGUGUGUUCUCUGCCUCUCUACUCCUCCAUCUUAGCUUCUGGAGGAGUUAAGGCACCAAGGGCACCAAGUCAGGUUGGCAGUUUUGCUGCCCUUGCCCAAGCCUCCAGCAAAACUAGCUGGUCCCCUGCUUUGCUGGGUCCUAGCCAGGUGUGGUUUUGGUUGUUGAUUAGUAACCACACAUUGUUUUUCACCACCUUUUUCAUUAGUGGAGGUUUUUUUUGUUUUGUUUUUGUUUGUUUGAGACAGAGUCUCACGCUCUUUUCGGGCUGGAGUGCAGUGGUGCGAUGUCAGCUCACUGCAACCUCCACUUCCCGGGUUCAGACGAUUCUCAUGCCUCAGCCUCCUGAGUAGCUGGGAUUACAGAUGUGCACCACCACACCUGGCUAAUUUUUGUAUUUUUAGUAGAGAUGGGGUUUCACCAUAUUGGCCAGGCUGGUCUCGAACUCCUGACCUCAGGCGAUUGGCCCACCUCGGCCUCCCAAAGUGCUGGGAUUACAGGUGUGAACCACCGUGCCCGGCCCAUUAGUGGAGUUCUGAUGGGCACGGUAAAUAUUAUUAAUGAAAGAGAAAUUCUGUAUACUUUUUAAAAAAUCUCUUUAAUAAAAGAAUGAAGGGUGGCAGAGAUAAUAAUUGAAAGAUUAGUUUCUCAUGGAAUUAAUUUGGCCUUGAUAUUCAGUAUUUGGAAAUGUCUUAAAGAAAACCAUUUUCAUUGUAGAAAAUCCUUUUUUAAAUACUUGUUAUAUCCCAGGGAGAUUAGUUUAUACCUUCCACCUCAGGCAGUCAUCAGCUGCUUUAGAGAAUGAAAUCCACCCUGCCCCUCCAUUUUUUGGUUCCUGGGGUUCAAUUCAAGUCUGGUCAAGUCUCCCUGGCUGGGGAUUCUGUCCUGGGAACAGAUACUCAGUUGUAGUCUCAUGUGUCAUGAGACUCUCCCAAGACUCUAUAUACUUGCUUGCUCAGAGCAUAGUUAGGGCAGCUCCUAAAAAUGCAUUCAGCAGAAGACUGAAAAACUUCAAUUGUUUCAUUUGUAUGCAAAGAGAAAAUGGUAGAUAAUUAUAUAUUAUACGCCUUUGUGUAAGUUCAUUUAAUACUUGAAGCAGUCUUUGUCUCAAAAGAGUAUGCCCUUACUGAGAAAGGAUAUGUGAACGGUACAUUUAUUGUUGGGGAGAGUGGAUUGUUUACAUCAUGUCUGGACUUUUGUCUAGUUGGGUAGACAGUUCUACACCAGCAGCCCCCUUAAUAAAGAAGUCUACACAGACA